Phytophthora infestans T30-4 is the source of this 318-nucleotide messenger RNA. RefSeq lists its product as uncharacterized. The record is from RefSeq and is a predicted model, not a curated record. The coding region runs from base 1 to 318 and encodes 105 amino acids. Lineage: Eukaryota; Oomycota; Peronosporomycetes; Peronosporales; Peronosporaceae. The transcript has a single exon.
AUGAAGAGAACGAUGGACAUCGCUUCGUCGUCUUUCGCUCCGGGCGUAGCGCAACAGUACUACGGCGGCAGUGUGACUGGGUGGACCCGAGCAAGUCCGGUGCAGGUCGUACCGUCUCAGGUGUCAUCCUCCCUGAAUGUCACGCCCAGAUGUACUCGCAACCCUGGCAUCGUAGACGUGCUGUCGUCCAUCUUCGACGAGAUGGAGUACACCUCCGCGGACCCGCAGAAACCGCUGCCGGCUCCACCACUUAAGCCAAAGCCGCAGAGUUUGUUCGACGCUAUGGUAAACUUUCAUGUCGACCACAUUAAGCUAUGA